Messenger RNA from Drosophila santomea, 4255 nucleotides. It is a transcript of the gene uzip, whose product is annotated as protein unzipped. The transcript has 5 exons. Bases 240 to 1751 code for a protein of 503 amino acids. The record is from RefSeq and is a predicted model, not a curated record. NCBI's taxonomy places the organism in Eukaryota, Metazoa, Arthropoda, Insecta, Diptera, Drosophilidae.
GGCGUACUGUCCUCUCUUCGAAUCAGUUCUUGGUAAAACCAAACUUCGAUAAACCGUUGGGCAUAUGCGCGGAUGUGCGGAGACUUACAGUUAUUUUCGAAUUUUUCGAGGAACGGUGAAGGUCCGCGCUUGAAUCAGAUCCUAAGUGAGUGCCUCCGAAUAGGAUUCAGUGAAUGGCAAACUAACGUGCAGCCAGGAAUUAUCGAUUCAGAUCCCACCUCUUUUGGGCACAAACUGGAAUGACAAAAGUCAGAGUCCAAUCACAACGAAGUACAAUUGACAGAAUGACAUCAACUAGUUGUUUUAUCGGUCUAGGCUGCUUUCUGGUCCUUGUUCAAACUCUAGCUCCAGCAAAGGCUGCGGAGCACUCAGUGUUCACCCACAAAAACGCAUCAUCGGUCUUGGGUCAAUUGGUUACCUCGAGCACCCUAGUAUGGGAGAGCUAUGAACCCAAGGAUGCCACACAGCUGCAGUUCGCCGUUGAAGGCGGAAAGUACGUUACUGAGGAUGAGCAUUACCCCAUGUACGUAUGCCGUGUGCCAAUCGAUGGCAUCCAAGUGUCCGGCCACACCGAGAAAAUCCUUCAGAGACACGUCUGCCUUGCGGCCCACUAUAAGCACGGAAAGUACGACAACUUCGAUGUCCUGAUGAACAAGGGUCACCUGGGGAAGGUUGGCUGGCGUCAUUGGCGUAAGUUCGAUGCUGGUGUUCCCGUGGGUGCCAUACGCAUUGGAGAUGACUCCUACAUUGGUCGCCAUCGGGCCCCAAGUCAACCGAAUAAGGACGGCGUUGUCACCCACUGGGGCGCAGACUUUAAUCUCGGCCACUUGGAGCCGGUGGGUCUGGGAAAAAUCAGGGUCAUUGAAGCCGAACGUGAGAAGUACUACGACGAUGGCGAGGUUCUAGUCGAGACAGAGCCUUUCCGGUACGAGCUCAGGGACAUCAAACUGGAUCGCUUGCGCACUGAUAUUCAAGAGAACAUGACUGAACUGGUUACUAGGAGGCUUGAGAAUCUGGAAGAUAAAUAUAGCACUGUGGAGACCAUUCUAAGCUAUACCUUCAACUAUAAUCAAUAUUGGGGAUCCCAUGAGGGUGUUGCUCGGGGGCUGCCCACAAAAAUAUUCGAAAAAGAUGAAGCCGUCCCGGCUGAAAUCAAUUGGGCCUUAAAACACACCGAGAAGCGAUCGGAAAACAAGGCAGUCCACACGAAACUCUGGCCCGGCACAGCAAUUAAUGUUACGCUACGUGGUAACUAUGUGACCCUGGAGGCGCCGUACAGUGGCAAGCUCUUUGCUUUCUAUUACGGAAGCGAAGAAAGCGUUUCCCGUAAGAUCAGCGCAGAGGUGCGUAAGAGCUACUUGAAGGAGGUAAAGCUGGAGUUCAGCCCCGUCUACUGGAUUGAGAACGGUACUCUGGUGCCCACAACGACCACCACAACGACCACGUCCACAUCGACCACGACACAUGCCACAACAACCAGCACCAAGGAGCCGACGCCCAUAAACGAGCCCCCGCUGGUCCAUAUGAAGGACAAUGGAGUGCAGCAUUCAGGUCCCGAUACGCUGGAGAAGACUUUGCACGACUCACCGUCCAGCAACGAGUUAAAUUCGCACGAGGCUCCAGAGAACAUGUCCUCCAACCCGGCCAAGGAUGUGGCACUGGCAGGGUUCGGAGUUAACGCAGCGGGGUCAACAUUUAUUGCUGGGUCGACUUCAUUGACGCUACUUUUAACACUUUUUUUGAGUCUGUAGAUGAAAUUGAGCUCUGGACUUAGUAUAGCGUUUAAUUGUUGUUGUUGUACCUGUUGUACCCGUCUUUGAGAGCGUCAGAGAGAUGAAAUAAGCAGAUAGACAUUGUAGGCAUAUAUAAACCCCAAGAAGCGGGAAAAUUGGUGUGAAAUUUGGUGUGAAAACGGAAAGCAAAAGUCGAUAUUUUUUAUACUUGUCCCAAGGCUUCUUCUAUAACACGCAUGCAAGCGAAAGAAUUUAAAUGAUCACGAAAAUAAACGUAAUACAUUCCUAAACAGAACCCCUUACAAGCGGAAAUAAAUCAAAAGUAUGAAUAAAAAUAAAUAUAUCCAUAUUUUUAUGUAGAAAUAUUUUACAAGUUUUUUUAUUUGCAAUGAUUUAAAUCGCUUCUCAUUUUUGUAGUUAGUAAGCAGCAUUAAUAGCAAGUAGAGAAAAUACUAAACUUGAAUUGACAUUUGUUUAGGGAUGAUAUUACAAAUCGCGCUCUCUAAAAUGAUGUACGUAUACAUGUAUGUCUAAUAUGUAAACCUAUGUAUAACAUAAGAACGAGUAUGUAUGCUAUUUUUUAAGUCAACCACUCCAAAUAUGUAAAAUAGAACCUUUUUAUUUGAACACUUUGAUUUUAAAUAUGAUUUGCGUUUAUUUAAGGCUAAUCUCUAUCAGAAUCGAUUUGACUUCAAUUAAAACUUCAUAAAAGAAACAAUGAAUCUCUAAUUUCGUAUAAAAUAAAUAAAAGGCUUGUAAAUGAAAAUCGAAACAAAAUUGGUUUCCUUAUACACCAAAAUUAAAUUUUAAUUUGUGCUUUGAAAAUCAAUUAUUCACAAACAAUUAUUAUACUACGCUGAUUGAAUGCUGUCAAUUCAAUACAGUUAAGGAUAAGUUUGUUACACUUUAGUCCUAAACUUUCUAACGACCAAUUUAUAUAUCUUUACAAUCAAACGAGUAGCUCAAUCGGGUUUCGAGACAAUACUUUAUUAAAGUCUCAUUAAGCUCAUGAAAUAUUCAGCGCACAAUACUUCUAUCACAAUACAUCCGAAUUCGCUCUUUGAGCCACACCUGCGCCUACCUUUUCAGCGUAAUUUAUUGACAUUGAAAUAUUAGUUGCCACCUGAAAAAAUAGCGUGCGCGAGAGCGAAUUAAUUAACUAAAAUGAGACAGUACUCUACUCAAACCAAUAGGUUUAAAUAACCUAUUCGCAUAUUGAAUUUGCCAUGCAGUCUGCUUGGCUUUCGUGUACAAUGCAAAGCACGUUGUGUUAACUGCUCUGGUAGUGUUAUAUAUUCCCAGCUUCUUUCGCUCGUUCUGCGCUGUUGGAGACUAGUUCCCAAAAGCAGUUUGAUAGCAAGCUGGCAAAAAGCUGUUUCGCAUUAGAAUCCCAUGUAUUGUUAUGCGAGUGAUAUUUUUAAAGCGUGACCACCACAUGAUGGCUAUCAAACGGGUUUUGAUCCGGAUGGCAGGGCAAUUGAACUGUAUCAUUGCUUAGGGGGCGUCGGUACCACUGAAGGGAAGCUCAACUCAGUAGUCCAUCUUUCUACUUAUUUGGGCUCUUUGCAAUAUAGCCAAAAUCAUUGUGCGAAUUUUUAAUGAUAUACCAACAGAAAUGUGGGGGAGCUCAGUCCGCUUGAAGCCAGAACUAGGGAUGCCAACAUGUUAACCAACUCAUCCUCGACUGUUGCUCUGGUCUGCUGACCAAAUUUGAUAUGCAUGGGUUGCUUGAAACAAACGCCGCCAGUACCGCAGGCUCCAACCUCUCCAGCCUUUGUUGCAGUGCGCUGACAAGUUUUUCUGCCAGCCGCCUGUAUCGACGUACAAUCUGCUACAUCCGCCGCUCCAUCCACCAUCGACCAUCCACCAUUCGCUGUACGAGUAUAUCCUGCUUUUGGGCGUGACGCGGGGAAACCCCCACAGCGUUUGACUCUACUGACGUAGGCAAAUGGAUGUGACCGCCCCUGCACUUUGUGCAUUGCAUCUGCUGCACUGAGGGAUCUGGGCAUAACCGCGGAUCUCGCUGUGCCGUGUGCGUGGUGGUUAUGUUUCAGCGCUCUACGCUUCAUAGUAUUGUAUUCGAAAAUUGCAUAAAUUUAGCUUCAGCGGGCGAGAUGAAGCAAUCUGUCUGUUGGCAUUACUUUCCAGCUACUUGAUUGUUUUGUAUUUUCGGGACAGAUAGGUCACCACUACGCCGCACUUCUUUUCGGGAGUAAUUUUGUACUCCGUUGAAUUAUAAUAUUUUUAAUUUGUUUUAUCCAAACGAUGAAAAGGUGACAAGGAGAUUAUUAAAACGAAUAUAAUCAAUGUUGAACAUAAUUCAAAAUUAUUAUUCUGAAUAACCAAACAGUAAAUGUGAUUGAUAAUGUAUUUCCAGCCCAUUGCUAUGCGAUAAUCAGAUUAAAUAUAUACAUACUCAGUAAUUGCAAAUACAAAAGUUAGAAAAAUAUUUCAACGAAGCCUAAGUGUAUUUUAACUAUUGUCAUCGACUUCAAUUUCCAAUAAAGAAUAAUUGAAGCAUA